Molecule: messenger RNA, 4092 nt
Organism: Colius striatus (speckled mousebird)
Lineage: Eukaryota; Metazoa; Chordata; Aves; Coliiformes; Coliidae
Gene: DCLK2
Product: doublecortin like kinase 2
Exons: 17
Coding region: 647-2980 (777 amino acids)
Biological process (GO): intracellular signal transduction; protein phosphorylation
Molecular function (GO): ATP binding; protein kinase activity
Source: RefSeq, a predicted model, not a curated record
CGCAGCUCGCUCCUCCCGCUGGAGCCGCUGCGGUUGUUUUCCUUCUGAGCCGGGCGAAACUAGCGCCCUUGCCCACCGAAGAUACCCGGGACGCUACGCAGUCCCCCACGCUGACUGGCGGCCGUUGAGGCCGCAGGGGAGGCGAGUAUCCGCUCUGCGGGACCAGAACGCAACCAGGUGGGAGCUAGCGAAAAAGGCGCUCGAUCCCCGCCGCCUCUUCCCGACAGAGCCAGCAGAGAAGAGGCUGCGGAGGCGACCCGCGCGCACGGCGUCCUCCGCAUUGUGCAAGCCUGCAUGGAACGGCGCGGGGCGGGGGCGCGGCUGUGGGGUUCCCCAGAGCCUCCCGCCGUGCGCUCGCAGCCUCCCCGGCGUUGCCUGUAGUCGGGAGACGCCGAGUUAAGGCAUGAGGGAUGCUUUUGUGCGCGAUUGCAGGCGGAGCAGCUGGUAACGGUAGAGCUAGCGGCAGCGGGAGCCGCGAUUGCGGAGCAGGUCGUGCACCGCGGUCACCCGCAGCCCUCCCAGCGAGAGAGGCAGGGAGCGAUGCUGAAUUAGGUGACUGGAGCCCUUGCAAGUGAGGGGGCAAGCUUAAAAGCCCGUGACCGGCCUAGGUCCCAGCGGAGUUGGGAGGGCGGUCAGGCAGCUCCCCAUGGCGAGCAGUCGCAGCAUCGAGCUGGAGCACUUCGAGGAGCGAGAUAAGAGGCAGCAGCGUGCUGGGCCGCGCCGCGGCGGCUCCGGCGGUGGCGGCGCGGGGCCGCGGGGCAACGGGCUGAUCCCCAGCCCGGCACACAGCGCUCACUGCAGCCUCUACCGGACGCGGACCCUGCAGGCGCUCAGUUCGGAGAAGAAAGCCCGGAAAGCCCGCUUCUACCGUAACGGCGACAGGUACUUUAAGGGCUUGGUGUAUGCUAUAUCUACCGACCGAUUCCGCUCUUUCGACGCACUCCUGGUUGAGCUCACCCGAUCCUUGUCGGACAACGUGAACCUUCCUCAGGGUGUCCGCACCAUCUACACCAUCGAUGGCAGCAAGAAGCUUACCAGCCUAGAUGAGCUGGUGGAAGGUGAAAGUUAUGUAUGUGCAUCCAAUGAACCAUAUCGCAAAGUGGAUUACACCAAGAAUGUCAAUCCAAACUGGUGUGUGAACAUAAGGACUGGUUCCACUCGAUCCUUGACAUCUUUGACGUCCACAAAGAGUGAAGUGAAAGAGAGUAAAGACUUCAUUAAACCCAAAUUAGUGACUGUUAUUAGGAGUGGAGUAAAACCACGGAAAGCUGUGAGAAUUCUGCUGAAUAAGAAGACUGCUCACUCCUUUGAACAGGUCUUGACUGACAUCACAGAAGCCAUUAAGUUAGAUUCGGGUGUGGUCAAGAGACUUUGUACACUGGAUGGAAAGCAGGUGACAUGCUUGCAGGACUUCUUUGGAGAUGAUGAUGUCUUCAUUGCAUGUGGGCCUGAGAAAUACCGGUAUGCUCAGGAUGACUUCGUGUUGGAUCACAGUGAAUGCCGUGUUAUGAAGUCUUCUUAUUCCCGUUCAUCUGGAAUGAGGCAUACUGGAUCCAAAAGUCCAGCACCUUCACGUCGAAGCAAAUCACCUGCCUCAGUAAAGAGGAGUGGCCACUACUCCAGUGCUCAUUCUUCAGCAAAAUCCCCAGUUAAUGGAACCCCAAGCAGUCAGUUAUCCACCCCAAAAUCUACAAAGUCCUCCAGUUCUUCACCAACAAGCCCAGGCAGUUUUCGUGGACUCAAGAUAUCUCCACAUGGUGGAUCUUCUUCCAAUGUGAAUGGUGUAACUGAAUCACUCCAUUGCCAGAGUCCUGAAGGUGUGAAUGGAAACAAGUGCUCAGGGUCAGCUACCAUUCUUGAGAAGUAUAAAGUGGGGAAGGUGAUUGGUGAUGGCAAUUUUGCUGUUGUGAAGGAGUGUGUAGAACGGUCCACAGGAAAGGAGUUUGCAUUGAAGAUCAUAGACAAGGCUAAAUGCUGUGGAAAGGAACACCUGAUUGAAAAUGAAGUGUCUAUUCUGCGCCGAGUGAAGCAUCCAAAUAUCAUUAUGCUUAUAGAGGAAAUGGACACCCCAACAGAACUCUAUCUGGUGAUGGAGCUGGUCAAGGGAGGAGAUCUAUUUGAUGCUAUCACUUCUUCUACAAAAUAUACAGAGAGAGAUGGUAGUGCAAUGGUUUACAAUCUAGCCAGUGCACUCAAAUACCUUCAUGGUCUCAACAUUGUGCACAGAGACAUUAAGCCUGAGAAUCUCCUGGUGUGUGAAUAUCCAGAUGGAACCAAGUCUUUGAAGCUGGGAGACUUUGGACUGGCAACUGUGGUUGAAGGACCUUUAUAUACUGUCUGUGGUACACCCACGUAUGUGGCUCCAGAAAUCAUUGCAGAGACAGGAUAUGGCUUAAAGGUGGAUAUUUGGGCUGCAGGUGUGAUCACAUACAUACUAUUAUGUGGAUUUCCACCUUUUCGCAGUGAAAACAACCUUCAGGAAGACCUCUUUGAUCAGAUACUUGUUGGGAAGCUGGAAUUUCCCUCUCCCUACUGGGAUAACAUUACCGAUUCAGCAAAGGAGUUAAUCAGCCUAAUGUUACAUGUGAAUGCUGAAGCCCGAUACACAGCAGCACAGAUCCUAAGCCAUCCCUGGGUGUCAGAUGAUGCUUCCCAGGAGAAUAAUAUGCAAGCUGAAGUAACAGGUAAACUGAAACAGCACUUUAAUAACACCCUACCGAAGCAAAAUAACACAUCUGCAGGGGUUUCUGUCAUCAUGAACACAGCUCUAGAUAAAGAGAGUCAGAUUUUCUGCAGCAAGCACUGUCAGGACUCUGGUAGAGCUGGAAUGGAAAAAAAUUCUCCAAUUGCUGCUGCAGCUAACAAUCCUCAUGUGGCUGGCUCCAACACCUUCUUCCCUGCUGCUUCUGAGCCACUCAGAUCCCCCACGCUCUCUGCCUCAGCAUCACCGGAGUUUGCUGGGGAUCAGCCUGGUGCAUAGAACUGAUGAAACCAAAUCCAACAGAAGCCUCCUGCACUCUCACAACAAUUUCUCUGCAUUUCACAUGAGAGUUUGUUUUCAGACUGCAUGCACCCGCUCGUGGCAAGCCCAAGGCAGUCUCUGCCAAGAGAGUCUGAUCUUCUAAUAGUGGGUCAGUGAACGUCCAUUAGAGUGCUCUUUGCCUUGUCUUGACAACAGCAGUAGGGGUAAGAUUCUGGCAAUGUUAGAUUAAUUUUAAGUUAUCUAUGUUAGUUUAAUUACCUGCAUUUCACACAGCCUUGGGCUCUAAAUAGACUAACUUAUGGUGUAGGUAGCCAUAUUUUUAUAUGAUCAGCAAGAUGAUGAACAGUUGCCUGGGCUCACUUCUACAAGCAGGAUCCAUUCUGUUCUUUUGAUGAGGGGUCUCAGAAAAGUGUGAGAGCAAUACAGGAGAAGAAAGCUUAUAUUUACCAUCUAUUCUGAUGCCUCUAUUUUUAGCCAAGUUUCUACUGAACUUGAAGAGACUAAUUUUCACCAAAAAAAAUAGUGUAAAAAAAACAUGAGACCAACAUUUGAGAUAGAUAGAGGGGAAGGAUGGUUGUUUUCAAAUCAUGUUUGUUAUCUGACUUGCAGGCUUCAGGGUAGUGUUUAGAUAAUAUGAAUUUAAAUAAAGUGACUUGGGCUGUAAACAUGAGCACUGUACAUUUAUUUGUAAUGAAAGGCUGGAAUCAAGGAAGCCUUUUUGUUCUAGCCAUUUUCUAUCCUAACCACAAGUGUCCCACCCACACCUUUACCCAGCAUCAGACUACCUAUUAAAUAAAAUAAAAUUACUUUGGACCUGUGAAUAGAAAGCCUGCUGCACGUUACCUAUGGAGCAGCUUCUAGUUCUAGGAUGAGUUGACAGAGGAGCUACUACAAACAGCUGUCCUCACUAGCUACCAGAACUUUGUCAGUACUAUCUCCCUUUUUACCUGGUGCAGGCACUGGAAACAAGGAUUGGGGAGCAGCUAUCCUUAAUCUGCAGUCACAAGAUAGAUGAGGUUUUAUCUUUACCAUAAUGCUUAGUUCAAUAUAGUAUGUAUUCAGCUUAUUCUUUUCUUUUGCUCAUUCUUACAAAUUAGUCAUAGUUCAUU